Messenger RNA from Arachis duranensis, 4171 nucleotides. Its product is annotated as ABC transporter B family member 11. Gene Ontology annotation, cellular component: membrane. Bases 172 to 4041 code for a protein of 1289 amino acids. The transcript is spliced from 13 exons. Gene Ontology annotation, biological process: transmembrane transport. NCBI's taxonomy places the organism in Eukaryota, Viridiplantae, Streptophyta, Magnoliopsida, Fabales, Fabaceae. The record is from RefSeq and is a predicted model, not a curated record. Gene Ontology annotation, molecular function: ATP binding; ATP hydrolysis activity; ABC-type transporter activity.
AGCAAGAAUUUAGGUGCAUCCAUGAUAUGAUAUAACGCGGCUCUUAUUAGUUAUUAUUAGCAUCACAUUCACACGAAGUACAAUCAGCAUUCAAUCUCAGAAUCUGCACAGUACUACCACUGACAAACUUGAGCACCUUCACCUUGUGAGAGAAAGAGAAACUGAUCUGAGAUGGGUGGAGAAAAUAGUGUAGAUGGAAAAGAGAAGAGUAAAAGUGAUGAUGAGGCAACCGCAUCAGAGAAUCAAGGAGAAACAAAAACCGUGAACGGUGAAAAAGAGGAUCAGAAGGGAAAGAAAAAUGAGAAGCAGGAAACGGUGCCGUUUCACAAGCUGUUUUACUUUGCAGACUCCACAGACAUUCUUUUGAUGGUAGCUGGGACCAUUGGUGCGAUUGGAAAUGGCAUGGGUUUGCCUCUCAUGACGCUCCUCUUUGGUCAAAUGAUUAAUAGCUUCGGUGCUAACCAGCAAAAUUCAAACGUGGUGGAUGAAGUUUCCAAGGUUGCUUUAAAAUUUGUGUACUUGGCAAUUGGAAGUGGGGUGUCAGCGUUCCUCCAGGUUAGUUGCUGGAUGGUCACAGGAGAGAGACAAGCAGCAAGAAUCAGGGGAUUGUAUUUGAAGACUAUACUGAGACAAGAUGUUGCUUUCUUUGAUAGAGAAACAAACACUGGUGAGGUGGUUGGGAGGAUGUCCGGUGACACAGUUCUCAUACAAGAUGCCAUGGGUGAGAAGGUUGGGAAGUUUAUUCAGCUAGUAGCAACAUUUAUUGGUGGAUAUGUGGUUGCAUUUAUCAAAGGGUGGCUUCUUACUGUUGUGAUGUUGUCCACUCUUCCACUUCUUGUUGUGGCUGGUGCUGCCAUGGCCAUAGGCAUAAGCAAGAUGGCUUCCAGGGGUCAAGCUGCAUAUGCAAAAGCUGCACAUGUUGUUGAACAAACUAUUGGCUCAAUAAGAACUGUUGCAUCCUUUACAGGGGAAAAACAAGCAGUAUCUGAUUAUGACAAGCAUCUUGUGGAAGCCUACAAAUCAGGACUACAAGAAGGUUCCAUGGAAGGGUUUGGUCUAGGCACAAUGAUGCUUUUUAUCUUCUGUGGCUAUUCUCUGGCUGUAUGGUUUGGCGCAAAGAUGGUAAUGGAAAAGGGAUAUAACGGCGGCACGGUGAUUAAUGUCAUUGUUGCCGUGUUAACUGCUUCCAUGUCUCUUGGUCAGGCAUCUCCUAGCUUGAGCGCUUUCGCGGCAGGUCAGGCUGCGGCAUACAAAAUGUUUCAGACAAUUGAGAGGAAGCCGGAGAUAGAUUCAUAUGAUCCGAGUGGAAAGACAUUGGAGGAUAUCCAAGGUGACAUUGUGUUAAGAGAUGUUUGUUUCAGUUAUCCAUCAAGACCUGAGGAAUUGAUAUUCAAUGGACUCUCCCUUCAUAUACCGAGUGGCACCACUGCAGCUUUAGUCGGAGAAAGUGGAAGUGGAAAGUCCACAGUUAUCAGUUUGAUAGAAAGAUUCUAUGAUCCACAAGCUGGUGAGGUUCUCAUUGAUGGCAUCAACUUGAAAGAGUUUCAGCUUAGGUGGAUCAGAGGAAAAAUCGGCCUUGUUAGCCAGGAGCCGGUUUUGUUUGCGUCUAGCAUUAGGGAGAAUAUUGCAUAUGGAAAGGAAGGAGCAACAACUGAGGAGAUCAAAGCAUCCACUGAACUCGCAAAUGCUGCCAAGUUCAUCGAUAAAUUGCCACAGGGAUUGGACACAAUGGUUGGUGAGCAUGGAGUUCAGUUGUCCGGGGGACAGAAGCAGCGCAUUGCCAUAGCGAGAGCGAUCCUGAAAGAUCCGAGGAUUCUGCUUCUAGAUGAAGCCACAAGUGCACUGGAUGCAGAGUCCGAAAGAGUAGUGCAAGAGGCUCUAGAUAGGAUCAUGGUUAACCGAACUACUGUGGUAGUCGCACAUCGCCUCAGCACAGUGAGGAAUGCUGAAAUGAUUGCUGUGAUUCAUAGAGGGAAGAUGGUUGAGCAAGGUACACACCUAGAAUUACUCAAGGAUCCUGAGGGAGCUUACUCUCAGCUUGUACGCUUACAACAAGUAAACAAGGAAUCAAAAGAAAGUGUAGAUCAUCAAAGCAAGAAUGAACUUUCAUCAGAGUCUUUUAGACAAUCCAGUCAAAGGAAAUCACUCCAAAGAUCUAUCAGCAGGGGAUCAUCGAUAGGGAACAGCAGCCGCCACUCGUUUAAUGUUUCGUUCGGUUUGCCUACUGGAGUUAAUGCCCCUGAUCCUGACCAUGAAAUAUUCGAAGCUAAGGAAGAAGCGCCGGAGGUUCCACUACUGCGCCUGGCCACCCUCAACAAGCCGGAGAUUCCAGUUCUUCUGAUUGGAUGUUUAGCAGCCGUAGGAAAUGGAGUCAUAUUUCCAAUAUUCGGAGUCUUGCUUUCUAGUGUGAUCAAAACAUUCUAUGAGCCAUUUCAUGAGAUGAGAAAGGACUCAAGGUUUUGGUCACUAAUGUUUGUUGUACUUGGCCUUGCAUCGUUUUUUAUGAUUCCGGCCCGUGCAUACUUCUUUUCUGUGGCUGGAUCAAAGUUAAUUCAACGUAUAAGGUUAAUGUGUUUCGAGAAGGUUGUCAACAUGGAAGUUGGUUGGUUUGAUGAGCCGGAUAACUCAAGCGGCACCAUUGGCGCAAGGCUCUCGGCCGAUGCUGCAUCGGUUCGUGCCCUUGUUGGCGAUGCACUUGGGCUCUUAGUUAAUAACAUAGCAUGCGCGUUGGCUGGUUUAAUCAUCGCCUUCGUCGCCAGCUGGCAGUUGGCAUUGAUUGUUCUUGUCUUGCUUCCCCUGGUUGGUAUAAAUGGAUAUGUUUCAGUGAAAUUCAUGAAAGGAUUUAGUGCAGAUGCAAAGGUGAUGUACGAGGAAGCAAGCCAAGUUGCUAAUGAUGCAGUUGGAAGCAUAAGAACUGUUGCCUCAUUCUGUGCUGAAGACAAGGUUAUGGAACUAUAUAGGAAGAAAUGUGAAGGCCCUAUGAAAUCAGGGAUCAGACAAGGGGUGAUUAGUGGAUCAGGAUUCGGUAUUUCAUUUUUCUUUAUGUUUUGUGUCUAUGCAACAAGUUUCUAUGCCGGAGCUAGGUUAAUGAAGGCCGGGAAGGCGACAUUCUCAGAUGUUUUCCGGGUUUUCUUUGCGUUAACUAUGGCUGCUAUUGGAGUAUCCCAAUCAAGUUCCUUUGCCCCUGACUCAAGCAAAGCCAAGUCAGCUGCUGCUUCUAUAUUUGGAAUAAUUGAUAGGAAAUCAAAGAUAGAUCCUAGUGAUGAGUCCGGUAGAACCUUGGAUACCGUCAGGGGCGAUAUAGAGAUUUGUCACGUAAGCUUCAAGUAUCCAUCUCGGCCAGAUGUACAAAUUUUCCGGGAUCUUAGCCUGGCUAUCCAUUCUGGCAAGACAGUGGCACUUGUUGGAGAAAGUGGAAGUGGGAAAUCAACAGUGAUAUCGUUGUUACAGAGAUUUUAUGAGCCAGAUUCAGGUGAAAUCACACUGGAUGGUGUAGAAAUAAGGCAGUUACAGCUCAAGUGGUUACGGCAACAAAUGGGACUUGUAAGCCAAGAACCAGUGUUGUUCAAUGAAUCCAUCCGUGCAAAUAUUGCUUAUGGAAAAGGUGGGAAUGCAACUGAAUCAGAAAUCAUAGCUGCUGCAGAAUUGGCCAAUGCACAUAGGUUUAUCAGUGGUUUACAUCAGGGAUAUGACACUAUAGUGGGAGAGAGGGGAACCCAAUUGUCUGGUGGGCAAAAGCAACGUGUAGCUAUAGCACGUGCCAUAAUCAAAAGUCCAAAGAUAUUACUAUUAGAUGAAGCAACAAGUGCAUUAGAUGCAGAGUCAGAAAGAGUUGUCCAAGAUGCAUUAGACAAAGUCAUGGUCAACAGGACCACCGUGGUCGUGGCACACCGCUUAUCCACAAUAAAAAACGCUGAUGUUAUUGCUGUGGUGAAGAACGGAGUUAUAGUAGAGAAAGGAAGACAUGAAACAUUGAUUAAUGUUAAGGAUGGAUUUUAUGCAUCUUUAGUUCAACUUCACACAAGUGCUUCAACUGUGUGAAUUUUGCCAUUUAUUAUUAUUAUUAUUAUUAUUAUACCUAAUCUCUAUCUCGCUUCCAUGUAAGAAAAUUGUUUCAAACAUGAAUAGAAUACGGGCAGUCGCCUACAAUAUAGUAAUUUGUGAUGAAAUA